Messenger RNA from Mytilinidion resinicola, 1242 nucleotides. RefSeq lists its product as uncharacterized. The transcript has 2 exons. Bases 1 to 1242 code for a protein of 413 amino acids. The record is from RefSeq and is a predicted model, not a curated record. NCBI's taxonomy places the organism in Eukaryota, Fungi, Ascomycota, Dothideomycetes, Mytilinidiales, Mytilinidiaceae.
AUGCGAGAUGGGUUCAGGGCAUCCGGUCCCUCUGGCACUUUUCAGACUCAACGUGGAUACGUGCAUCUUACCUACCUCAGGCAUCUGCUCUCACCUCAACGGAGUGAUGGAUGCGCCGACCUUGCAAUGUUCACCAAACACCCCAUGACUAGCAAAACAGUGGCAUUCGGGGAUAGAAGAAGUCAUUUCGUCCCAUCUCCAAAUACCUUUUCAGAGCUAGCACCAACUUACAAUCAAGAUCAAGAAACACAACCAAACAAGCCACCAGCCCUCCCGUACUACCUCGACCCUCAACCCUCACCCAAUAGCGCAGCGAUCGCAUCGCAACGGCGCCCCGUGCACCCCUACAUUCAUUGCCCCCAAAACAACAUUCCAGAGCGCGCAAGCGGCCGCGGUCUCAACAAUGAAACCCCUCGAUUCCCUUUAUUUGCAUCCCUCGAACUCCAUCCGCCAGCUUCAACUCCUCCCGUACACUCAAAAGACUGCCUGCCUCGUUAUCCGAGGGCCCGAGCUGCAGCGUACCGCAUCGCAAUACCCCAAUCCCAAUUCCCUCCACCACCUCCAUUUCCAAUCCCAAUCCCCACCACGCCUCCGAAAUGGCCAAACCCACCUCCACCACCCCCUCCCGCCCCCCCUCCACCCGCAUCAAAACCCUCGUCGCCGCCACCGCCCACCGCCGCGCCGCCGAAGCCAAAGCCGCCGCGCGCCGACGCCGUGCCCUCCAAGAAGAAAGAGGCACGCAAGGCCCUGAAGCCCAAGACCACCGGUGUCAAAAAGCGCAACGCCGCCAAGAAGAACGCCGCCACGCGCUCCCGCCGCAAGACGUCGUGGGACGACGCCGUCGUCCCGACCAAGACGGCGGCGCGGGUUACGGGCACGAGCAAAAGGGCGAGUGAAGCGAGGAAGGAGGGGUAUACGGUGCUACCGCCGACGCGGGUGGUGAAGCCCGGGGUGAAGAAGGGGGUGAAGAAAGAGAGUGAGGUUGCGAGUCGGAAGAGUUCGAAGGCGGAGGAGAUGUUGGAGCCGCCGGUUGCGAGUCGGAAGAGCUCGAAGGCUGAGGGGCCGGCAAGUCCGAAGAAGUCGCCGACGAAGAAGGCGUCAGUGGGAAGUGUAGGUAAGAAGGGUAGUCAUGGGAGUCCGGCGGGGGUGACGGCUCUUCCUCCUACUAGGUUUGGCGACCGAGUGGAGUUAGACGAUUAUACGACAUAUGGCGUGGGAGGGAAGCACGAUUAUGUUUAUUGA